AUGACCGUAUCUACAUGCAAGAGGAGGUCAGAAGUUUUCAGUUUACCAUACUUCCUGGGUCCCAAUCUUUAUUUUUUGUGGUCUGCUCCUUGCUAUGCAAUAGUCAAACGACGGGUGCAAGAUUUCAAGGCCGGGAAAGUCACUGAAAGACGAACCGUUGAAAGAUCUUCAACAGCGACCACACAGAAAAAUAUAGAUAAAGACCAUGAAUUUGUUAUAGAAAACCGGCGAAUUUCUAUUGAUGAGAUAGAGGAGGAACCAGGCAUCUCACAUGGAUCAAUCGUGGUUAUCCUCCAUGAACAUUUGCAUAUGAAUAAGGUUUGUGCAAGAUGGAUCCCUAAAAUAUUGGCAGCUGAAAUGAAGCAGAACCUAGUGGCUAUUAGCCCUGUUCUGUUAACCAAGUACAACCUGGACCCUCACGCCUUCCUUUUUAGACUGGUAAACUGUGAUGAAACCUGGAUAUAUUUCUGA
Molecule: messenger RNA, 471 nt
Organism: Penaeus monodon (black tiger shrimp)
Lineage: Eukaryota; Metazoa; Arthropoda; Malacostraca; Decapoda; Penaeidae
Exons: 2
Coding region: 1-471 (156 amino acids)
Source: RefSeq, a predicted model, not a curated record